GCACUUUGCAGACCCAGCGUUGUUCUUUCAAACAUUAUUCUGAUUCGUUAAAAUUACUGAGCUUGCAUUGCGCCUUGAGUGCGAUCGAUAUGGAUCUAAGAUCCAUACAAAAGCAGUGGUUUCUUUCUUAAGCUAAAUUACAAUAUUCCGUGUGGUCUCACAUCCGAAAAACUUGUUCGGCAACUUUCAAGAUCAAGCCGGGUAAAUUGUGUACUGCGUGCUGUUUAAGCUAUCUCAAGCACAGGCGAUUGGCGGGAUCGGAUCGCGCCUAAGUAAACCCAAGCAGAUCAAAAGUAAAUUUGCCAGAAUGUCAGACCAGCCCGAUCCGAUCAAGCAGCUUCCUCCGCAGCAUGAAGACAUUGUGCGCUCCACAUGGGCACAGUUAUUGGGCGCCGAGGGGAGCGUGCAGAAUUUGGCUGUGGAUUUGGUUAAAAGCUUGGUUAAAACCCAGCUUGGUGGAGAAGGUGGCAGCGCUGAACCGUCUGCACCACCCGCAGCCGCAGGAGACGAUCAGGCGCACGCAGGUGGCGGCGAGUCAACUGGACGCGGCGCGGAAGGUGGAAAUAAUGAUUUGUUCUAUCAGCUUGGUGGAUUGGCUGGACAAUUUCUGGGUACUCGACGUGAUGGAGGAGGCUCGGGUGGAGGAGGUGGUGGAGACCUUAUGGGACAGCUCGGUGGUUUGGCCGGACAGUUUUUGGGCGGUGGGCGAUCUCAGUUGGGAGAAGAACGACCAGCCAAUUCGGAAGGAAACAGCACCGACACGCCACGGUCUGGAGGAGGCGGGGGCAGUCUAAUGGACACACUUGGUGGAUUGGGGAGUCUGGCGCGACAAUUUGGGGGAGGCUCCGGUGGCGGUGGCGGUGGGGGAAAUAUUAUGCAGUUGAUUGGAAGUCUGGGAGGCAUGGCGGCUCUGGCGCAAGGCUUACAUGAUCCUGGGAAGCUUUUAUCAUUCUUCAUGAAGACUCCCGUUGCACAAGAUGCUGGCAACCCGGAUAACUCCUCUCGCGACAUUUAUAAGAUCAUAAAAGGAGUGAUUUUUAAUCUUCUCGGAUCGAAACUGCCGGAAGAGGAUUUUAACCAGAAUGCGGAAAAUAAGAGCGCCUGGAAGGGUUACUUGGGAAUGAUCGCCAAAGCGCUGCGCAAUUUCGCGCAGUAGCCUCGCAACACUGCAUUCUAUUCCUUGAUUCUCUUUUCCCCUAUGAUGACUCACGCUUUUGUUUGCUGAAUGAAAAGGCGUUUGUUUUUCUGUAUUUUUGUUGCAUUGCGAUUGACUGGGAAUUGUUGGCUUUUUUUCAUGCCAUUUUAACUUUUUAAUGUAGUGUAUAUUUUUCGGUUUGGCUUUUUUAACCAGUAGUAAGUCAAAGGAUUUAGGAUACCGACGCUGGCAUUUAAGUUUGAACCUUUAUUUGGUCAGUUACUGUAUUUUAUGUAUACAGGGUGUAUUUGCUUUGGUACAUGAACAAAGUAUUUUGAAAGGAAUUGGAGGUAGCUAAUCCGUGACUGAGAACAAUCUGUGUGCUAUAUUAAAUAUCUAACAAAGAAA
Molecule: messenger RNA, 1543 nt
Organism: Paramacrobiotus metropolitanus
Lineage: Eukaryota; Metazoa; Tardigrada; Eutardigrada; Parachela; Macrobiotidae
Product: keratin, type I cytoskeletal 10-like
Exons: 9
Coding region: 308-1156 (282 amino acids)
Source: RefSeq, a predicted model, not a curated record